AUGCGCCAACAUUCGCGCAUGGCCGUUGCUGCUUUGGCAGCAGGAGCAAACGCAGCUUCUUUCACCGAUGUGUGCACCGUAUCCAACGUGAAGGCUGCCUUGCCUGCCAACGGAACUCUGCUCGGCAUCAGCAUGAUCCCGUCUGCCGUCACAGCCAGUCCUCUCUACAACCAGUCCGCCGGCAUGGGUAGCACCACGACCUAUGACUACUGCAAUGUGACUGUCGCCUACUCGCAUACCGGCAAGGGCGACAAGGUGGUCAUCAAGUAUGCAUUCCCCAAACCUUCCGACUACGAGAAUCGCUUCUACGUUGCUGGUGGAGGAGGCUUCUCUCUAUCCAGCGAUGCAACCGGAGGUCUCGCCUAUGGCGCUGUUGGAGGUGCCACCGAUGCUGGAUACGACGCCUUCGAUAACAGUUACGACGAGGUAGUCCUCUAUGGAAACGGAACUAUCAACUGGGACGCCACCUACAUGUUCGCAUACCAGGCGCUGGGAGAGAUGACCCAAAUCGGAAAGUACAUCACCAAGGGCUUCUACGGCGACAGCAAGCUCUACACCUACUACGAGGGUUGCUCCGACGGAGGACGUGAGGGCAUGAGUCAAGUUCAGCGUUGGGGUGAGGAGUACGACGGUGUGAUUACUGGUGCCCCGGCCUUCCGUUUCGCUCAGCAACAGGUUCACCAUGUGUUCUCCUCCGAAGUGGAACAGACCCUGGACUACUACCCGCCUCCGUGUGAGCUGAAGAAGAUCGUGAACGCAACCAUUGCUGCUUGCGACCCGCUUGAUGGAAGAACCGACGGUGUCGUGUCCCGGACAGAUCUUUGCAAACUCCACUUCAACUUAACCUCCAUCAUCGGCGAACCGUAUCACUGUGAUGCGGAGACGAGCACCUCUCUUGGUUUCGGCUUCAGCAAUGGCAAGCGCAGCAAUGUUAAGCGCCAGGCCGAGGGCAGCACCACCAGCUACCAGCCCGCCCAGAAUGGCACGGUUACCGCACGCGGUGUAGCGGUCGCCCAGGCCAUCUACGAUGGUCUCCACAACAGCAAGGGCGAGCGUGCGUACCUCUCCUGGCAGAUCGCCUCCGAGCUGAGCGAUGCUGAGACCGAGUACAACUCUGACACUGGCAAGUGGGAGCUCAACAUCCCGUCGACCGGUGGUGAGUACGUCACCAAGUUCGUUCAGCUCCUGGACCUCGACAACCUGUCGGAUCUGAACAACGUUACUUAUGACACCCUGGUGGACUGGAUGAACACCGGUAUGGUGCGCUACAUGGACAGCCUUCAGACCACCCUCCCUGAUCUGACUCCCUUCCAAUCGUCCGGCGGAAAGCUGCUGCACUACCACGGUGAAUCCGACCCCAGUAUUCCCGCUGCCUCCUCAGUCCACUACUGGCAGGCGGUUAGGUCCGUCAUGUACGGCGACAAGACGGAAGAGGAGGCCCUGCAGGCCCUCGAGGACUGGUACCAGUUCUACCUGAUCCCCGGUGCCGCCCACUGCGGAACCAACUCGCUCCAGCCCGGGCCUUACCCUGAGAACAACAUGGAGAUCAUGAUCAACUGGGUCGAGAACGGCAACAAGCAUCCCGUCUCAAUGCCACCGUUUCUUCGGGUACCUACGCUGGCGAGACCCAAAUGCUUUGCCAGUGGCCCAAGCGCCCUCUCUGGCGCGGCAACUCUACCUUCGACUGUGUCAACGACGAGAAGUCCAUUGACAGCUGGACCUAUGAGUUCCCGGCCUUCAAGGUUCCUGUAUACUAGUGUGCUUGUGUCAUUACUACUUUCCACUCAUCUUCUAUACCGAGUGACGAGAUUUGAGAACCCGAUUGGCUUCUAA
Molecule: messenger RNA, 1833 nt
Organism: Aspergillus nomiae NRRL 13137
Lineage: Eukaryota; Fungi; Ascomycota; Eurotiomycetes; Eurotiales; Aspergillaceae
Product: tannase subunit
Exons: 1
Coding region: 1-1833 (610 amino acids)
Source: RefSeq, a predicted model, not a curated record